CAAACAGACGCCUAUUUCUCGGCGAGACACACCCUCCUUCACAGUAGGAGAGGAACUCCCACUUUCCACUGACGGUGCGUUCAAGGAGCUUGACAGAACAGUGGCACCGCUCAGUUUUCUGUGGAGAGCAGGACGCGCAGCAGAGGGCUCAUCAUGGCACCACUUGGACUAAAAGCCAUUGUUGGAGAAAAGAUAAUGAACAAUGUCAUCAAGAAGGCAAGAGAAAAAGGGAAAUGGAAGGUGCUGGUGGUGGACAAGUUGAGUAUGAGGAUGGUUUCCUCCUGCUGUAAGAUGACAGACAUCAUGUCAGAGGGAAUCACCAUUGUAGAAGACAUAAACAAGCGGCGUGAGCCUCUACCCAGCAUGGAGGCCAUCUACCUGAUCACACCCUCAGAUGAGUCUGUUGAGGGCCUGAUUGAUGACUUCAGAGACCCGCAGUCUCCAAGGUACCGAGCAGCUCACGUCUUCUUCACCGACACAAUCCCAGACUCUUUGUUUGGACUGUUGACCAAAUCCCGCGCCUCCAAAGCCAUGAAGGCCUUGACCGAGAUCCACAUCGCCUUUCUGCCAUAUGAAUCACAGGUCUUCUCCCUGGAUAAAGUGGAUGCCUUUCAGGACUUCUACAGCCCCUUCAAGGCUGACGUAAAGAACAACAUGCUGGAGCGUUGUGCUGAGCAGAUCGCCACCCUCUGUGCCACUCUCAAAGAGUAUCCUGGAGUCCGAUACAGAGCGGAGUACAAAGACUGUGCAGUUCUGGCCCAGAUGCUUCAGGAGAAGCUGGAUGGCUACAAAGCUGAUGACCCCACCAUGGGAGAGGGUCCAGACAAAUCUCGGACUCAGCUGCUCAUUCUGGAUCGUGGCUUUGAUCCUGUGUCCCCUCUCCUGCAUGAGCUUACACUUCAGGCCAUGGCUUACGACCUGCUGGGCAUCGAGAACGAUGUCUACAGGUUUGAGACCAGUGGGAUGGGAGAGACGAGAAUGAAGGAGGUAUUGCUGGAUGAGGAUGACGACCUGUGGCUGACUCUGAGACACAAACACAUCGCUGAGGUGUCAACGGCUGUGACUCGUUCUCUGAAAGAUUUCUCUGCUAGCAAAAAGAUGAACACUGGAGAAAAGACCACCAUGAAGGAACUGUCUCAGAUGCUGAAGAAGAUGCCUCAGUAUCAGAAAGAGCUUAGCAAGUAUUCAACACAUCUCCACCUGGCUGAGGACUGCAUGAACCGCUACCAGGGCACUGUGGACAAACUCUGUCGUGUAGAACAGGAUCUGGCAAUGGGCACAGAUGCAGAGGGAGAGAAGAUCAAGGAUCCCAUGAGGCUCAUUGUACCCAUUCUACUGGACGCCAAUGUCAUUGUAACUGACAAGAUCCGCAUCAUCCUGCUUUACAUCUUUCUUAAGAACGGGGUGACUGAGGAGAACCUGUGUAAGCUCCUUCAGCAUGCCAACAUCCCACCAGAGGACAGUGACAUCAUUUCCAACAUGGCCCACAUGGGUGUUCCUAUUGUCUCUGAGGGCACCGCCAAGAAAGCCAAGAAGCCGGAUCGUAAAGAACGGAUCAGUGAGCAGACCUACCAGCUCUCCAGGUGGACUCCUCUUGUCAAAGACAUCAUUGAGGAUGCCAUUGAGGACAAACUUGACCCCAAGCAGUACCCGUACAUUUCCCAGCGACAAGCAUCUGCCAAAGCCAGUGCUCCAUCAAGUGCUCGCUAUGGUAACUGGCACAAGAACAGGGGCCCCACAGAGAUGAGGACAGGGCCCAGGAUCAUCAUCUUUAUUAUUGGAGGGAUGACGUAUAGCGAGAUGCGCUGUGUGUAUGAGGUUACCCAGGCCAAUGGCAAGUGGGAGGCCCUAAUCGGUUCCACCCACAUUCUCUCCCCCCCUAAGUACCUACAGGAACUACAGCACCCAGACUUCUUGGACCCCAAUGCCCCAGCGGAGGGCACAGAGGAGCCGCCUGCAGAAUGAAUGAAAAGACGUUUGGAAGAUCAACUGAUAUCUUCACCCCUUCUCGCCAUCUAAAAACCAUCAAAGACUUAGAGAAGGAAGAGCAGACCAGUUAAGAAGCUCCCGUAAUGAUCCCUCCCCGGACCUAAUACAGCAGUCACACCAAGCUAUGACCCCCCCCCAGCAUGACACAUCAUACAUUUGAUGUUGUAUACAAUUCAGUUGCUGUUACCGUAUAAACCAAACUGUGUUUUAAAUUGAGUGUGUUGAUGUUGAUCAAAGUUUAUUGUAAGAGUGAAUUUGUGUUGAAUGUUGUCCAUUGUAUAUUGUUGGAUGAUCAUUCCCUUGGAAAAGUAAUGUAUGUGAAUUAGUUUAGAUGACUGGAUGAGACUCAGGGAUAGUGGGCUAUAAAUGAAAACUGGAGGGUCCAGAGGGUUGAGUAUACAUGGACACUAUUCCACUGCUUCACAGUUAUAAUGGAACAAAGUGGUCUAUUUCAUUGGAGACUCAUGGAUUUGACACAUUAUUUGUACAUCUAGUUCUAAUGUUAUCCCUCCCCUACCAAUACACUAUCAACUUUCUUUUUUUAUUUUGUUGGAUCAUGCCAGUUUGUAUGUAGUGCUUUCCAUACAGUAGCAACCAUGCAAUACUGUACAAAUAAUCAGAUUUACAGUGAUGUGUCUGACCUUGGAAAUUCCAAUGUACUCUGAUGUUAUAUUUAGCUGUAGAUUAAGCCUUUGAAGGGUAAUUAUACAAUAUAGCUGGAUAGUCUCUUGUGCAUUCUCUCAAUACUCGGCAGUGUUUCUGGCAUUGUAUUUUUAUCCUGUAGAGAUUCAGUUUCCUUUUGCUUCCCCAUG
Messenger RNA from Xiphias gladius (swordfish), 2801 nucleotides. It is a transcript of the gene stxbp1b, whose product is annotated as syntaxin binding protein 1b. The record is from RefSeq and is a predicted model, not a curated record. Bases 154 to 1965 code for a protein of 603 amino acids. Gene Ontology annotation, cellular component: secretory granule; plasma membrane. Lineage: Eukaryota; Metazoa; Chordata; Actinopteri; Istiophoriformes; Xiphiidae. Gene Ontology annotation, molecular function: syntaxin binding. Gene Ontology annotation, biological process: intracellular protein transport; neurotransmitter secretion; vesicle-mediated transport. The transcript has 21 exons.